AAUCUCGCGAGAGCCUGAGUGUAAGCUCUCUGGGACUCGUCGCCUGGGGGCGGGGCCUCCGCGGGCAACAUGGCGGAGAGUGACGGGGAGACCCUGGAGUCAUGGCUGAAUAAAGCCACAAACCCUUGUAACCGUCAAGAAGACUGGGAGUACAUUAUCAGUUUCUGUGACCAAAUCAACAAAGAGCUUGAGGGUCCACAGAUCGCUGUCAGACUACUGGCUCAUAAAAUCCAGUCCCCUCAAGAAUGGGAAGCUCUACAGGCACUCACAGUUCUGGAGGCCUGCAUGAAGAACUGUGGGAGAAGGUUUCACAGUGAGGUUGGCAAAUUCCGCUUCUUGAAUGAGCUGAUUAAGGUUGUGUCUCCUAAGUACUUGGGAGAGAGGGUGUCAGAGAAAGUAAAGAACAAAGUGGUGGGUCUGUUGUACAGUUGGACGUUGGCUCUUCCUGAGGAGAAUAAAAUAAAGGAUGCCUACCACAUGCUGAAGAGACAAGGUAUUGUUCUCUCUGACCCUGUGAUACCGGUGGAUUGCACAUUGAUCCCUUCACCUCCAGUUCGACCCAAAAAUCCAAUUUUUGAUGAUGAAGAGAGGUCUAAGUUGUUAGCCAAAUUGUUGAAAAGUAAGAACCCAGAUGACCUCCAAGAAGCGAACAAGUUGAUUAAGUCCAUGGUUAAGGAGGAUGAGGUGAGAAUACAGAAGGUGAGCAAGCGUGUCCACACUCUGGAGGAAGUAAAUAAUAAUGUGAAGCUGUUGCAAGAAAUGUUGAUACAUUAUAACAAAGAAGAAUCAUCAGAAGGGGACAAGGAGCUUAUGAAGGAGCUGUUUGAGAGAUGCGAAGCCAAGAGACUCACCUUGUUCAAAAUGGCCAGUGAGACCGAGGAUAACGAUAGCAGCCUGGGGGACAUCCUUCAAGCUAGUGACAAUUUAUCUCGUGCCAUCAAUAUGUACAAGAAAGUUGUAGAAGGUCAAGACAUCAACGGGGAAAUGGACCUUCCAGAGACCAAAGACAGUAGAGAAGGAACAAAGUCCAGUACCCAGCUACCUACUCUGAUUGAUUUAGCAGGAUUUGAGCCUUCCAUUCCUCCAGUGGAUCCAGAGCCACUCCCUUCAUUAGCACAGCAAACGCCAGCACUUAUUCCUAUCCUUCCUCCUCCUCCACUUAUUCCAGCACAUUCCCACACUCGCACAUCUCAUUCAGAUCACACCGUCACUCAAAUGAACAGUGCAUCCAACUCACUGAGUUUGCUGGAUGAGGAGCUGCUGCAUCUAGGUCUAGAUGAUCCACCAACAAAUGUAGGACCAGAAUUGACUUUAAACUCCAAGGGUGAUUUAUUCCAGGUGGACAGUCAAGAGCUUGAUUUUUUCACAGGAUCUUCACUAGAUCCUCUAACCUCAAAAGCCACACCAUUGUUGUCACAGCCAGUGAUAACCAUGGGUACCUCAACUAUUGCUUCCUACUCCUCCCCUGCCAGCUAUACUGGUUUGUUCAAUGCUUCUUCUACAGUAUCUUCAGCAGUGUCAGCACCUACAGGAGGAAUUGCACUUCAUGAGCUUGAGGUUCUAGGACAGCAGCUCCUGGAGGAAGCAAAGGGUGCCUCAGCCAAACCUGCAUCUUCUGCUGCUGCUCUAAGCACCAUUCCAACCUUUCCACCAGUGAAGCCUCCAAAUGCUAUUGGAGCUAUGGUUUCUGCAUCGUCAUAUGGUUCCUUGCCUGUGGCUCCUGGUAGUCCCCUCUUCUUGCCACCUCAGCAGGAAAGCCCUCAGAAAGGAUCACUUAUUUCCCUAGCAAAUGUGACGGUACCCUUGGAAUCUAUUAACCCAAGUUCUCUCCUUCCUGUGACUGCUUAUGAUAAGAAUGGCUUUCGCAUCUUGUUGCACUUUGCCAAGGACUGCCCACCUGACCGUCCAGAUGUCCUGGUGGUAGUGAUCUCUAUGCUCAACACCGCUCCACUGCCACUCCGAAAUAUCCUUUUUCAGGCUGCAGUGCCCAAGACAAUGAAAGUGAAGUUGCAGCCGGCUUCUGGGACAGAUAUGUCAGCGUUUAAUCCUAUCCACCCUCCUGCAUCAAUCACACAAGUGAUGCUGCUGGCAAAUCCUCUAAAGGAGAAAGUGCGGCUCAGGUAUAAAUUGUCCUUUGCACUUGGAGAAGAAUUCAGCACAGAGGUGGGAGAAAUAGACCAGUUCCCAGAACCCGAACAUUGGGGAAAACUAUGACCCUGGUUUCCAUUGCCCAAUUCAGACUGUGACAUUGCUUUCAGAUUCAGGUUGUUUUCUUGUUCUGUACACUGGCAGUGAUGAACUGGACUCAGAGGGAGUAGUAGAGACCCUCGCAGCACUUUAUUCUCCUGAGUGGACUCAUUCAUCUUCCAUCAGGGCUCUUGGUGUCCAGAGCUUUUACUGCAUUCGCACUACUGCUGUGUAGUGAUAAGCCUUUCUUCUGUCUAAGCCCUCACCACUAGAGACCCAAUUUGUAGGUGCAGGGCAGAAGCUUUCAUAUGUGGCAACUUUUUCUGUACACAGUAUUAUUGCUAAUUUAUUUGUUCUUGUAGAGACCUGUCUGCACCCUAACAUCAUGUGAACCGUUAUAAAUAAAAGUCAAGUACGGUUAGUUUA
This is a messenger RNA of Pseudophryne corroboree (corroboree frog), 2613 nucleotides long. RefSeq names its product golgi associated, gamma adaptin ear containing, ARF binding protein 3 (gene GGA3). Gene Ontology annotation, biological process: Golgi to plasma membrane transport; intracellular protein transport; protein localization to cell surface. The transcript has 17 exons. The record is from RefSeq and is a predicted model, not a curated record. Gene Ontology annotation, cellular component: trans-Golgi network. Gene Ontology annotation, molecular function: small GTPase binding; ubiquitin binding; phosphatidylinositol binding. NCBI's taxonomy places the organism in Eukaryota, Metazoa, Chordata, Amphibia, Anura, Myobatrachidae. The coding region runs from base 70 to 2214 and encodes 714 amino acids.